Molecule: messenger RNA, 1574 nt
Organism: Argiope bruennichi
Lineage: Eukaryota; Metazoa; Arthropoda; Arachnida; Araneae; Araneidae
Product: tubulin alpha chain
Exons: 4
Coding region: 156-1511 (451 amino acids)
Biological process (GO): mitotic cell cycle; microtubule cytoskeleton organization
Cellular component (GO): microtubule; cytoplasm
Molecular function (GO): structural constituent of cytoskeleton; GTP binding
Source: RefSeq, a predicted model, not a curated record
GAAAUCCUAUUGGUCGAAAACAUGAUCAUAAAACUACCGCGAACUGAAGUCGCGUCACUUUGGUUUCCGGAGCGAGAUUCGUCACACGUCUCGUGCGUUAACCGCCUUAAUUAUAUCUUGAUCUGCUCUUAGUCAGGUACUAAAAACAUCUCAAAAUGCGUGAAUGUAUCAGUGUCCAUGUUGGCCAGGCUGGUGUCCAGAUCGGUAAUGCUUGUUGGGAAUUGUAUUGUCUAGAACAUGGUAUCCAACCUGAUGGCCAGAUGCCUAGCGACAAAACAAUUGGAGGUGGAGAUGAUUCUUUCAAUACAUUCUUCAGUGAAACUGGUGCUGGCAAGCACGUUCCCAGGGCUGUCUAUGUUGAUUUGGAACCAACUGUUGUUGAUGAAGUCCGAACGGGCACAUACAGACAACUUUUCCACCCAGAACAAUUGAUUACAGGAAAGGAAGAUGCUGCCAAUAAUUAUGCUAGGGGCCAUUAUACAAUUGGAAAGGAAAUUGUCGACCUUGUCUUGGAUCGUAUUCGAAAGUUGGCUGACCAAUGUACUGGCUUGCAAGGUUUCCUUAUCUUUCACAGUUUUGGAGGAGGAACUGGUUCUGGAUUUACCUCCCUAUUGAUGGAAAGAUUAUCUGUUGACUAUGGCAAGAAAUCAAAGUUGGAAUUUGCUAUUUAUCCUGCUCCUCAGGUAUCAACAGCUGUUGUCGAGCCUUACAAUUCUAUUCUGACUACACAUACUACUCUUGAGCAUUCCGAUUGUGCUUUCAUGGUUGACAAUGAAGCCAUUUAUGAUAUUUGUCGCCGAAAUCUUGAUAUUGAACGACCUACUUACACCAACUUAAACAGACUGAUUGGUCAAAUUGUAUCAUCCAUCACUGCGUCUCUGAGAUUCGAUGGAGCCCUCAAUGUUGAUCUAACGGAAUUCCAGACCAAUCUUGUACCUUAUCCUCGAAUCCACUUUCCUCUGGUAACUUAUGCACCUGUAAUAUCUGCCGAGAAAGCUUAUCAUGAACAAUUGACAGUUUCCGAGAUCACCAAUGCUUGUUUUGAGCCUGCUAAUCAAAUGGUCAAAUGUGAUCCUCGACAUGGAAAAUAUAUGGCCUGCUGCCUUCUGUAUCGUGGAGAUGUUGUCCCUAAAGAUGUAAAUGCUGCUAUUGCUGCUAUCAAGACCAAACGUACCAUCCAGUUUGUAGAUUGGUGUCCUACUGGUUUUAAGGUGGGUAUUAACUAUCAACCACCAACUGUUGUUCCUGGUGGAGAUCUUGCUAAAGUACAGAGAGCUGUCUGUAUGCUUUCCAAUACCACUGCUAUUGCUGAAGCAUGGGCCCGUCUUGACCACAAGUUUGACUUGAUGUAUGCCAAGAGAGCUUUUGUUCAUUGGUAUGUAGGUGAGGGUAUGGAAGAAGGCGAGUUUUCUGAAGCCAGAGAAGAUUUGGCUGCCUUGGAAAAAGAUUACGAGGAAGUAGGAAUUGAUUCUACUGAGGGUGGAGAAGAUGAAGGCGAUGAAGAAUUUUAAGAUGUUUUUGUUACCUACUUUUGUAACAAAAAACAGUGUCAUUAAAUAUACUUAAAACAUGCA